AUGUCUGUGGUUUUGGUACUGCUGUGUCAGCUGCCAAUAAUGUUUGCAUUUCCUCAUUGCACAAGAAGAUUAAAGGAUUCAAAGCAUACAGGGAAAGAAGUGUUUACAUCGGAAAAAGAAGCCAAUUUGUUUAUUGGACGACAUCUUCUGUAUAACAGAUUUGAUUUUGAAGUAUUUACCCCUGGUAAUCUAGAAAGAGAAUGCUAUGAGGAGCAAUGCAAUUAUGAAGAGGCAAGAGAAAUUUUUGAAGACCCUGAUAAAACGAUGACUUUUUGGAAAGAAUAUUCCAUUAAGGGACCCAGCACAAAAUUCGAUGGUGAAGCUACACAAAAAAUUGAUGUUACAGGACUUCUGACUGGCCUAGUUGCUACUGGAGUUCUGUUGGUUUUAACUGGAUUACUUAUUUAUUAUUUCUGGAAAAACAGAUGCAAAGCAAGACAACCACCCGGGUACUCAGACAGUGUAAGAAGUAGAAGACAUUCAUCUAUCAUCUUCAGAAGACAUGAAGAGGUUUCUUUAAAUCCACUCCCUCUAAGAACAGAUGAUGAAUCAGGACUGCCAACUUAUGAAGAAGCUGUGACAUUAGGUGGAAAAUACGAUGUCCCACCACCACCAUAUCCGGGGCCUGCAAAAGGGUUUAAGAUGUUUAAAAAGUCUAUGUCACUUCCUGCCCCAUAG
Molecule: messenger RNA, 678 nt
Organism: Emys orbicularis (European pond turtle)
Lineage: Eukaryota; Metazoa; Chordata; Testudines; Emydidae
Gene: PRRG4
Product: proline rich and Gla domain 4
Exons: 5
Coding region: 1-678 (225 amino acids)
Cellular component (GO): extracellular region; plasma membrane
Molecular function (GO): calcium ion binding
Source: RefSeq, a predicted model, not a curated record